Cygnus olor (mute swan) is the source of this 3719-nucleotide messenger RNA. RefSeq names its product adhesion G protein-coupled receptor G7 (gene ADGRG7). Gene Ontology annotation, cellular component: membrane. Lineage: Eukaryota; Metazoa; Chordata; Aves; Anseriformes; Anatidae. The record is from RefSeq and is a predicted model, not a curated record. Gene Ontology annotation, biological process: G protein-coupled receptor signaling pathway; cell surface receptor signaling pathway. Bases 1273 to 3687 code for a protein of 804 amino acids. Gene Ontology annotation, molecular function: G protein-coupled receptor activity. The transcript has 16 exons.
GAAAAAGAAAGGGCAGUGUUAGUAAAUAUGGGAUUUAAUUUUUAUUUCUUUCCUACUUUGUCAUUUAAAAUCUCUGCAAGCACGCAAAGCCCCUACUACCUUCCAGCGGCACUUCUAUGAGCAAAGGACACCAGAUUCAGGAGCUGGGUAUGCUUUUAAUACAGUGUCAUCCUCAGACUCAGUGCUAUACUUGGAUAUGGCUUAACUCUGCAUUGCUGGACUGUUCCAUGACUCAGUUUCCCCCAGAAGAUGCUGCCUGUCUGGGUGUGCUUUGCUCUGCUCUGCACAAGUCCCUUUUUGAACCCUGUUCCUAAAGUUGAGAUGAAGCAGCUAAAGAAGCCUAACAAAACUCCUUUCCUCACUGAGAGUCACUGAUGGAGAACACCAUGUAAAAGCAGGGCUUUGUUCCUGCUCAUGCACCAGGGAUUCAUCUGCUGACACUGACAACAAAAAAAGACAGUGUUUAUUUCAAUUCAUUUUUUAAUAGCUCUUUUUGCCUCUUUUGACUAUGAUAUUAAUCUCUUAGAUUUUAAUUUGUCAGAAAGAGACAUGUUAGCAUGCAGAAGAUACUAGUUUUGGCAGUUCAGGUGUUGCAAUUUUCUUUCUGCUUCCCAUUUUACAUGUGCCUUUUUCUGAUUUUUUUUCCCUCCCCAUUUUGCCCCCGCUCCUCUCUGGAGAAAGAUGUCUAGCAAGUCUGAAGGCACAGAUUUUAUUCCCUGCUGAGUGACCACAUUUCAUGGUGGAGAUGCACAGAGGGGAUGCAGCAAGGCUGUCCCACGGGGGACACUGGGCUUUUCAUCCUCUGGGGUUAUGCGAAGGUAGACAGCAUCUCCGUGUCAGAUGGGGAGGGGUUGGAGGUUACUGUCUGUACGAGUGAUGAGUGAUGGGGCCUCGUACCCUACCAGACGUGGACACGGGCCCUGUGUGGCGAUGCAGCUCCUGUGCUUGGGCCGCAUGCAGGUCUGGUUUGGGGAUCAGAGGCCUAGGGUGCCAUGCUUGGAGGGAGGAAUGGUCUGCUGGCAUGGUCACGAGCCCUGCCACACACACAGUGAAUGGGCUCUGGCCCAUGUGAGUGCAAGCAUAGCUGGGUGUCUGCUCUGGGAUGCUCUCCUGUGACAGGCAGAAGAUGUGAGAUUCGAUGUCUUGUUAAGUGAAAUAUUUUGUAGGGUGGAAAAUGUUGGAUAUAAAUGCAUGCUAUUUAUCUACCAAAAUUUGUUUUCUUUCCUAAAUGGAACUGAAAAGGUUAAUGUUCUAGGAGUAGGCGAGUAGUUAAUGGUUUAUCCAUCACAAGGUUAUGGAUAUAUAAUAUCAUUUUAUAGCAGGGCAGACAGUCCACACCACAACAUGCCUUCAUGCCACUGGGACAGAAUAUUGAUUGCAAUUGCCUGCUGUGUGGUGACUCUGACCCUCUGGUCCCUUUGUGCUUGGCAGCUUAUCAUCAAGUUUCACACAGAAAUUACAGAAACCGUGGUACCUCCUUGCUUCUGCCGCAACGGGGGAAUCUGCCAGGAUGGAUCCUGCGUGUGCCCUGACGAGUGGAUAGGACUCCUUUGUGAUAUAGCUAAUUUCUGUGAGGCCAGUACUUACACAUACAACAAUUCUGAAGGCAAUAUAAAAAAUCUUACUUUUGAAAGGAUUAUAGUGGGUAAAUAUGGCAGCUCCAAAGAAAAAUGUGAACCUCACACUGCGAAUGGUAACUCUUCAAUUGCGAUUCGGUUGUGCUCCAGAAACGGAAUAAUUCUUACUUUAGAGCAACCCAGUGUGCAGAAUUGUAAUGAAAAUCUGGACUCCCUAGCAUCACAGGUGGAAACUGCAGACUCCAACGCUGUUUUAGAAAUUGCAAAGACCACUCAAAUCCUUACCGCUGUGCCUGACCAACUGACCACACAGAACAUCUCUGCUGCUGUGAAUAUCUCGGUGCAGAUUCUGAAAAAGCCAAACAUUUCAGAUGACCCUCAAGCAUCUGAAACAGUAGUGACUACAGUGAGUCAGCUCUUGGAUGCCAAGGAAACAGAAUUCAGCAAUGAUCUUGUCAAUGUUACAUCAAGCCUCACAAGAGCGAUUGAAGAAUUUUCUUUGAUGAGCAACAUCACUCAGACCAACAUUGCAGUCCAGUCUGUCCCACUGAUGUUGAACUCCUCUGCGAUUCUGUUUUUGGCACAGAGAGAUGAAACACCGGGAAAUGUUCAGACAACAAAACUAGAAAUACAGGAAGAUGCCACUGGGCUUAGUGAUGAACUCGGUACUGAAGUUCAGAUCCUGCUCAAUAUUACAAGUAACAGUUCAUCAAAUAAUAGAAGAGCUGGCUUUGUCCUUUAUCAAAACGACAAACUCUUCCAGUCACAGACUGAUGCAAGGCUCAAUAAUUUUUCUAAACAAGUUGUCUCUGGCAAUAUUGAUGGCGGAACAGCCAAUGGUGUUGAAAUAGCCUUCAAUCCCAAGUACAACACAUCCAAAUUUCAGCUGCAUGAUUAUGCAUGCGUCUUUUGGGACUAUGCUGUGAAUGACUGGAACACCGUAGGCUGUACAAAAGAAAGAGGCCAAUUCUUGAGAUGCAAGUGCAACCACACUACUCAUUUUGCUGUCCUGAUGGCCUUUCGGAUCAAUUAUAAAUAUGCAAAGCCUUUGGAGUAUAUCUCAUACGUUGGUGUUGGAUUGUCCAUUGCUGGUCUGGUCAUUACCAUUUUAUUUCAAAUAUUCACUAGGAAAACUCGGAAGUCAUCUGUAACGUGGAUGUUAGUGAGUCUCUGUUCCUCAAUGCUAACUUUUAACAUCAUCUUCAUCUCUGGAAUUGAAAACCGAAAUGCCAGGAAUCACAGCAGCAAUACCAGUGGAGACGAACAGCAAUACAGUGCUAACUAUACCACCAAUACCUUGCCCAAAUCUGGUGUGGUAGAUCCUCCUGAAGACUCCUGGUGUAUGGCUGUGGCUGUCCUACUGCACUAUUUUUUGUUGGCAACGUUUAUGUGGACAGCACUCAAUUGUGCACAGUUGUACUUACUGCUGCUUAGAGCCAUGAAGCCCCUUCCUGGAAACUUCAUUGUAACCAUGUCAGUAAUUGGAUGGGGAAUCCCUGCUGUAGUAGUUGCAGUAACGCUUGGAGUUACUUAUAGAGAAGGAAGAGCUUUAAACUACCGACGGGAAGAAUUUUGCUGGCUUGCAGCCCUGGAUGAAGAUCAGAAUUUCAGCAUAGAAAAGCCCAUGUUGUGGUCGUUCCUUUUGCCAGUAGCACUGAUACUCCUGUUUAACAUUAUCAUCUUCAUCAAGAUCGUUGUCUCUGUGAUAUGGAAGGAGAACAAGGAUUUGACAAGGAAUAAGAAGGAUUCAUUCAUGGGAAAGAUCACCGGCACUAUCUCUGUCGUUGUAGUGCUUGGAAUCACCUGGACAACAGGCUACUUCAUGCUAAUAAAUCAGGAGGAAACUAGUCUUGUUUUCAACUAUGUGUUUUGCAUUUUGAAUGCUACACAGGGAAUUCAGAUUUGUAUUCUGUACACUUUCAGAUCACCAAUUUUCAAGAAAAAAGUUUCUAAAAUGAGUUCUGCUUGGAAGAUGCCAGAGAUAUCAUUCUACCUGCAUUCACAAAUUUACCAUGUCUCAAAAUUACAGCCUGUAAAACAUUUCCGGGAAACUUUCAGAUCAUUUGAGACAGAAAAUAUUUCCUUUUCCACCUUCUCUGAUUGCUAUUAGAAACCUGUAAAUACAUGAAAUAUAAACCCAUA